AUGGAAGAAGAGAAGAAGGCUGCGGACGUGGACGAGCCGAAGCGCUUCGAGAUCAAGAAGUGGAACGCGGUUGCGCUCUGGAGCUGGGACAUCGUCGUCGACAACUGCGCCAUCUGCCGCAACCACAUCAUGGACCUCUGCAUUGAGUGCCAGGCCAACCAGGCCUCGGCAACGAGCGAGGAGUGCACGGUCGCCUGGGGCGUGUGCAACCACGCCUUCCACUUCCACUGCAUUAGCCGCUGGCUCAAGACGCGACAGGUCUGCCCGCUCGACAACCGCGAGUGGGAAUUCCAAAAGUACGGCCGGUAA
Molecule: messenger RNA, 309 nt
Organism: Saprolegnia diclina VS20
Lineage: Eukaryota; Oomycota; Saprolegniomycetes; Saprolegniales; Saprolegniaceae
Product: RING-box protein 1
Exons: 1
Coding region: 1-309 (102 amino acids)
Biological process (GO): ubiquitin-dependent protein catabolic process; protein ubiquitination
Cellular component (GO): nucleus; cullin-RING ubiquitin ligase complex
Molecular function (GO): ubiquitin protein ligase activity; zinc ion binding; cullin family protein binding
Source: RefSeq, a predicted model, not a curated record